CUCACUCACCAAUUCCUGAUUUCCUUCCAUCUAAAACAGUUCUCUAUUUCAUUCUCUAUCCAAAUUAGAUUUCGUUUUGAGCGCCAAAGCUUGAUCUUUGUCAAUGGAGGAACCGGUGGAGUCGAUUGUUAAAGAAAGAGAACGGAUCAUGAGCACAGGUGAGGGAAGUCCGAUUUGGAGAAAAGCCCAUUUUCUAAAACCCACCUUCAACUCCAUUAAAGAACCUGUCUUUGAGCUCCCAUUGGACUCUCUUUCGUCUUUGCACACCCCAACCGAUCCAAAGACCUGGCCUUUCCGGGUUAAGUUUGUUGGGUGGAGAAAUCCACAAGUUGGAUGGAAAAAUUGGGUUCAAAAAAUGGCUUCUUUGCAUCUUUCAACUUGGAAAAAAGCUGGUAUUCAUGAACCAAUCAUGAAUUCCACACUAGAAAUAAAAAGGAACGAUCUUUUGAUUUUUGGGUUGGUGGAGAAGUGGUCUAAUGAGACCAAAACCUUCAUAUUUCCAUGGGGGGAAGCGACGAUCACGUUAGAGGAUGUUACGGUUUCAUGGGGCUACUCUAUGUUGGGCUCCCCUGUGAAUUCUUCUCUUGAAAGCAGAGAAUUGGAGGAAAUUGAAGAGAAGCUAGAAAAUGCAAGAAAAGGCAUUCUCAGGACAAAAUCUAAGAAAGCCUGUCAAAGUUCAUGGAUGAACAAGUUCAUGGAAGAUGGUGGGAUUGAAUUUGAACAUGAAGCAUUUCUGGCUUUUUGGCUGUCAAGGUUUGUUUUCCCUACAACUUUUGAUGUAAUCAGUAGUAUUGUAUUCCCUAUCGCUAUUCGUCUAGCUAGAGGAACUAAAAUCGCGCUUGCACCGGCUGUUCUAGCUGCUCUUUAUAGAGAUUUGGGUAUAUUGAAACACGGAAUCAAUGCUUCUGCCAUGGGGAAUAGUGAGAAUGUGGAUUAUGCAGAUGCAGUAACCCUGCGUGCAUCUUUUCAAUUAGUUCAGAUAUGGGCUUGGGAGAGAUUUUUGCAAUUGCAGCCUCGAAAUCCGAAUGCGAUAAAAGAUGGAGAGUCGAGGCUGGCUCGGUGGCAGAACUUGAAGUUCAAAGUUGAGAAUGUGAGGCUGGUUUUAGACUCAGCUAGAGAAGCUUUCGAUUGGCGUCCGUAUUCCAAGUUUGUGGAGAAUUGGGAUUCCUGUUUCGCCAAGUUGUAUGGAGAAAACGGACUGUGGUUAUCAGUUGGUUUAUGUUUGGAUGAAGAGUUGGAAUCAUUUGCUAAAUGCUUGAUGGUGUCUGAGCUUAUUGGACUUAACUGUGUGGAAUGGUACUACCCUAAUCGCGUUGCAAUGCAGUUUGGAUUCGACCAAGAUAUUCCAGGAUAUCCUCCAGUUACUCAGAAUGCUGGUGGCAGACCGUUUAACGAGCUGAAAAUGUACAUUCCACCUGGUUCUUUUCAGGGAAGUGUCACUGUUCGUUACUUGAAGUGGUGGGAGCGAUCAAUGAAUCGUUCGAAAGGUCGUCAUACCAGUAAUUCCAAUGACGUUCAGGUGAAGAGAUCCUCAAAGGGUUUGAAAAGAACAAAGGAAUGUAAUGUAUCUGAGGGGAGUUUGAAAAGAAUGAAGGUUGCUAUUGCUUUCCCUCAAGAAAACUCUGAUGAAUCAGUGAAUAGUUUGGAAGAUCUGUGGACCCUUGAUGAAAUUUUCAAGCUCAGUUCCGAGCAAGAAAACUCUGAUGAAUCAGUGAAUAGUUUGGAAGAUGUGCGAACUCUUAGUGAAACUUUCAAGCUCAGUUCCAAGCAAGACGAUCUUGAAAAUGGUCAGGAAUUGUCCGACAGUUUGGCAAUGCAGAAGGAAUUAAAUAACUCUCCUUUUCCUCCUGGUUUUCCUCCAAAACAUAAUGCAAUGGAAGCUAGUAAUCAAGAGAAAAUGAGGAAACUGAAGGAUCUCAACAAUUCUCCUUUUCCUCCUGGGUUUCCUCCAAAACCUAUUGCAAUGGAAGAGAGUAUUCCUAUCAGAGAAGAGGAAUUGACUUUUCCAGAAGAGUUCAAGUCCAGUGGCGACCGAGUUGGCCUUGACAUUGGUCAGGACAGAGACGGUGCACGGACAGGAGGUGAGUCUCGAAGCCUUUCAUCUAAAAAUGAUGGAGGUGACUGGACCUUCCAAUCCGAUCCGAAGUGUUUAGAGCUUGAACUUCGUGUUGAGAGGCUGCAGAGAAUCAUGUCUCGCCUAAAACCAGCAAUGUUGGCAAGACAUAGCUGCUCUCACCCUUGACAUGACUUUUGCUUAUACAGAAAAAAGGGAUCCAUUAAACAACAAUUAUCUGAUGGAUCCUUGAUUCUGUUUUUGUUCGAUUGGAUUUCAACGUUACACACGCAGGUUUAUUUCUUCAAUUUUUUCUCCUAGUAGAACUUUGAGUAACUAUGGAUAUAGCAAACUGUAUAGUGGAUUUCAUGUCGU
This is a messenger RNA of Tripterygium wilfordii, 2428 nucleotides long. RefSeq lists its product as uncharacterized. The record is from RefSeq and is a predicted model, not a curated record. The coding region runs from base 104 to 2242 and encodes 712 amino acids. Gene Ontology annotation, biological process: meristem maintenance; meristem development. Lineage: Eukaryota; Viridiplantae; Streptophyta; Magnoliopsida; Celastrales; Celastraceae. The transcript has a single exon.